Molossus molossus (Pallas's mastiff bat) is the source of this 2716-nucleotide messenger RNA. RefSeq names its product zinc finger protein 350-like. The transcript has 6 exons. Gene Ontology annotation, biological process: negative regulation of transcription by RNA polymerase II. The record is from RefSeq and is a predicted model, not a curated record. Gene Ontology annotation, molecular function: DNA-binding transcription repressor activity, RNA polymerase II-specific. NCBI's taxonomy places the organism in Eukaryota, Metazoa, Chordata, Mammalia, Chiroptera, Molossidae. Bases 619 to 2220 code for a protein of 533 amino acids.
UAGAGUCUGUGGCCUUACAAUUUCAUUGCCCAACCCGCUGAACACAAUUUAGCUCACUCCUUAUUUGCCUCGCAAAGCUCGAGUCUCUGAACUAGACUCAUUUUCCACUCAUUUGUAUGGUCAUGAGAUGAUUUCAGAAGCUUACACCUUCUCGCCUGGCCCCAAAGCCCAGGCUCUUCCUCCUGUACUGCAAUCAAGCGUCCGGAUAUGGCGGCCCCCAUAGCGCCAUCGCGAGAUGGGCGCGGACACAUUGCCAAUGAAUACCAGAGGUCAAUUCGCGUUUUCUCCAGAACCUCAGAUCCUCAUUGGCCACCGUAGACCGAGCGGGACCAGCUUAGAAGUCGAACAGGUUCGCGGAAAUACGUUUGCGCUGGGUCUGGGCCAACAGUCCACAGGUCAUGAUGCCCCAGGAGCAGAAGAAUCAUGUGAAGCAGGAAGAAGCUGCAGGGUUAGGUCUUAGCAAUGCUGUGACACACCGGACUGAAGACAGAUUUCUGAGCAGAAAUUAGAGCAGCCCCAGCACACACCAACACAGAGCCUCCCUGCUGCCGCUCUUCAGAGGACAGAAGAAAAUGCAGGCUCAGAAACUCCUAAUUGGAUGAAUGCUUGGAUGAUUGAAUGCUCAAUUACAAAAUACAGGAGGGGGAAAUUAGAUUUACACUUGAAUCCCUGACAUUUCACGAUGUGGCCGUGGACUUCACCUGGGAGGAGUGGCAGCUCCUGGACCCCAUUCAGAAGGACCUGUUCAGGGACGUGAUGCUGGAGAACUACAGCAACCUGGUGUCAUUGGGUUACGAAGCUAGCAAACCAGACACCCUCUCCAAGCUGGAUCACGGAGAAGCACCGUGGACAAUGGCAGGUGAAAUCCACGGUCGAACCCGUUCAGAAAUAUGGAGACUUGAUCAGCUGCCAGAACACUUACAAAAUGAGAGCCUAGAACAAUGGCACAACUGUGACAUGAUUGAAAACACUGUCUAUCAGAGUACAGCCCAUUCUCUGUUACAACAAAACCAUAUGUUUGACUCACAUGGCAAAAGUAUGAAAUCAACUUUAUCUUUACUUAAGCAGAGCAGAAGCUGUCAAAUCAGGAUGCCCACUGAGCUUUCUGAAGAUGGGAAAUAUUUUCUCCAUACUAACAGUGAACAAAUUCAGGCUGAAAUAAAAUUCCACGAAAGCCGAAAACUCAGCAGCACUAAGUCCCAACGUAUCAAACAUCAGAAACCUCAGAAAAGAGAGAAAGCUCAUGUGUGCAGUGAAUGUGGGAAAGCCUUCAUGAAGAAGUCUUGGCUCACUGAUCAUCAGAUCAUUCAUACCGGUGAGAAGCCCCAUCAAUGUAGUGUGUGUGGGAAAGGCUUCUCCAGAAAGUUCAUGCUCACUGAGCACCAGAGAACACACACAGGAGAGAAACCUUAUGAAUGCUCUGAAUGUGGCAAAGCCUUUCUCAAGAAAUCACGGCUCAAUAUACAUCAGAAAACACAUACAGGAGAGAAACCCUUUAUAUGCAGUGACUGUGGGAAAGGCUUUAUCCAGAAGGGCAAUCUCAUUGUACAUCGGCGAAUUCACACAGGUGAGAAACCCUAUAUAUGCAGUGAAUGUGGAAAAGGCUUCAUUCAGAAGACAUGCCUCAUAGCACAUCAGAGAUUUCACACAGGAAAGACGCCUUUUGUGUGCAGUGAGUGUGGAAAAUCCUGUUCCCAGAAAUCAGGUCUCAUUAAACAUCAGAGAAUUCACACAGGAGAGAAACCCUUUGAAUGCACUGACUGUGGGAAAGCCUUUACCACAAAGCAGAAGCUCAUUGUCCAUCAAAGAACUCAUACAGGAGAGAGACCCUAUACCUGCAACGAGUGUGGGAAAGCUUUUGCCUACAUGUCUUGCCUUGUGAAACAUAAAAGAAUACACACAAGAGAAAAAUGUGGUGAUUCAGUCAAGGUGGAAAAUUCUCUCACAGAGAGUCCCAGCUCAUCCCAGACCAGUGUUGUCCUGCAGGAGAAAAACGCUGUUAAUGCGGUUACGAUGCAGGUGCCUUCUGUAGCCCCUCAGACAGCAUUAAACAUCAGUGGGCUCCUAGCAAACAGGAAUGUGGUCAUUGUGGGCCAGCCUGUGGCCAGAUGUGCACCCUCAGGAGGGUUUGCACAGGUCAGAAACCUUAUGAAUGCAGCGAGUGUGGUCUCGCCUUCAGUGAUCAAUUAUAUGUUGUUUUAUGUCACAGGAAACCAAUAGGAGACAUUCUAUGUGCAAAGAUUUGCUCAAAAAUAUCUAGUUCAGAUUAUUGGUGAAAAGUACAUCCUGAGAAAAAUUGUAUAAAUGCUGAAACUGGGAAGUCAUGAUAUUCUCAUCCUAUUAAAUGUAUGCAUUGACACUAAGGCAUACUCUGGUGUUAACCCAAACACAGACCUCAGUGGGUCUGUUGUGUCAAUUAAAGAAAUAAAAGAAGCUAUGUGGAGGCAAUAAGUGAAUUUUUAAAACAUAAACCUAAUUUGUAUCUGAAGUGAUGGUGAGUAAAAACCCCUGAAGGGCUAGUACUGGAUUGGUGGGAUAUUGCAUGUAUUUAUCAGUUCAGUUUCCCCAGGCCAGGGUGAAGGGUUGAUUCAAAAGGAGCAUAUCUACCAUAAACUCUCAGAAGUUUGUGUUAUCUAGAGGGACUUGUGAAACAGCAGCCUUAGCUUAAGCUGAUUCAUUUAUUUAUACUGUGUUUUGGUCAAAUACUUCCUUUGUA